AUGGAGUCCGCCGUGGACUCAGCGUCGACCGCGAGCGAGGUGAGCGGCUCGUCGGGCGGUUCGCCGCGUGUGAAGGCGGCGUCGCCGGCGCGCGCCAUGAGCCCGCCCGCGUUGCUGGCGCCGCGGCUGCCGCUGCCGCCACCGGGGCUGGGCCUGCUCGGCUCCCUGCAGAUGAUGCACCACUCACCGCUAGAGCUGAUGGCGGCCGCGCACCACCACGGCCCGCCGCGCUACGGCAGCCCGCCGCCUAUCUCCACGUCGGACCCCUCCGCCAACGAGUGCAAGCUGGUCGACUACCGCGGCCAGAAGGUGGCCGCCUUCAUCAUACAGGGCGACACGAUGCUCUGCCUGCCGCAGGCGUUCGAGCUGUUCCUGAAGCACCUCGUGGGCGGCCUGCACACGGUCUAUACCAAGCUCAAGCGUCUGGACAUAGUGCCGCUCGUGUGCAACGUGGAGCAGGUGCGGAUCCUGCGUGGCCUCGGCGCCAUCCAGCCCGGCGUGAACCGCUGCAAGCUGCUCUCCUGCAAGGACUUCGACGUGCUCUACCGGGACUGCACCACCGCAAGGUACGUUUCCAACGAGCUAACACCACCGAUUACCAAUUUUAAAUGCAGAAUCGAAUCUGCUGUUCGGGUGCUACGUCCACAGUUCAACAAGCAG
This is a messenger RNA of Iphiclides podalirius (scarce swallowtail), 660 nucleotides long. The record is from the annotation of a GenBank genome assembly. NCBI's taxonomy places the organism in Eukaryota, Metazoa, Arthropoda, Insecta, Lepidoptera, Papilionidae.